AUGGCCCAAUCCUCCCACCGGGACGAUUUCUUCCAGACCACAGCCGCCCUCGACGAUCAGAAGCGCAAGAUCGCCAAAUCGCAGAACACUAAUGGCGCUCCCAUCCGGCUCCAGAGCAAAAUCCUCGCCGUUGCAGCCGAUCCCCUGAGUGCAGGGUCUGUCUUUGUGGCUCAGAGUGGUGGCACAGUCAGGAAGGUCAUACUCGAAACAGGUGAAACUGCGGCCGUAUUCAAAGGCCCAACUGCACCUAUCACGAGUCUCUGUUUCAGCCCCGAUGGUCGCUUGCUGUUCGCCGGAUGCUGGGAUAAGACGGUAUGGAGCUGGGACGUUGCAUCGCAAGCACCGCAACGGCGGUAUGAGGGACAUACCGACUUCGUAAGAUCGGUUGCCAGCGUGAAAUUCGAUGGCCAGGAUGUCCUCGUCACUGGAGGCGCCGACGCGCAGAUUCUCGCCUUCAACAUCGCGACCGGCCAACGACUUUGCACAUUGAAGGGACAUGCCAAGGGGAUUCAGGACCUGGCUCUCGACCCCCUUUCUCUUGGAUCGGAUGGUCCGGACCUGGUGGUAUUCAGUGCUGGCAGUGACCGGGAGAUUCGCCAAUUCGACCUAUCAAAGGGUACGCAAGACCUGACGGGAACCGACGCACUUCUAGCCCACGAGACCAACGUUCACAAGAUAUUCUUCGAUGGCGAUGGCGAUCUAUGGACCGCCUCGGCCGACAAGACUUCAAAGUGUCUCGUGAGAGAGGAUGACUGGAAACCAAACCUGACGUUGAUUCACCCCGAUUACGUGCGGGAUGUGGUGGUUCACGAACAGGGCGGCUGGGUGAUCACUGCGUGUCGGGAUGAGGAGGUUCGGGUCUGGAACCGUUCUACGGGGAAGCUUCACCAUACAUUCUCCGGUCAUUUCGAAGAGGUUACCGGGCUUGUACUGCAAGGGUCGACCGUGGUUAGCGUUGGCAUUGAUGCCACUAUUCGCCAAUGGUCUUUGAAACCCGACGACCUUGAAAGCGCCAUAGCCAAGGCCAAGGCAACCACGACAGAGGAGGAGGAAGAGCAACCCAACUCAGGGUCGAUGCUGACCGAGGAAGAGGAACGUGCAUUGGCAGAGCUGAUGGGAGAGGAUUGA
Messenger RNA from Aspergillus heteromorphus CBS 117.55, 1128 nucleotides. Its product is annotated as WD40 repeat domain-containing protein. Gene Ontology annotation, cellular component: transcription repressor complex; nucleus. Bases 1 to 1128 code for a protein of 375 amino acids. The transcript is spliced from 4 exons. Gene Ontology annotation, molecular function: protein binding. NCBI's taxonomy places the organism in Eukaryota, Fungi, Ascomycota, Eurotiomycetes, Eurotiales, Aspergillaceae. The record is from RefSeq and is a predicted model, not a curated record. Gene Ontology annotation, biological process: negative regulation of transcription by RNA polymerase II.